AGGGCUUCGAACAUUGUCGCGGUUCGCGGAACACCAAACAAAAUUUUUCACCAGUCCCAGAGCCACUGGAAAAACAAAAGUGUUAAAAGUUCAACACCACUAUCAACACCACAGUUGAAGGAUUCUGAAUAACACAUAGAAGACUACGCCAAAAUGGAAAACGAUAAGGGUCAACUCGUUGAAUUGUACGUUCCAAGAAAGUGCUCUGCCACCAACAGAAUUAUCAAGGCUAAGGACCACGCUUCUGUCCAAAUCAACAUUGUCAACGUUGACGAGUCUGGUCGUGCUAUCCCAGGUUCUUUCACCACCUACGCUCUUUCCGGUUACGUUAGAGCCCGUGGUGAGGCUGAUGACUCCUUGAACAGAUUGGCUUCCAAGGAUGGUUUGUUGAAGAACGUCUGGUCUUACUCCCGUUAAAGAGAGAUGGAUUGUAUUAAAGUCAUGUUCAUUUUUUAAUAUAAGGAAAAGCAAAAAGGUUUACGGAACCGUAGGCUCCACCGGUGUGU
Messenger RNA from Williopsis jadinii, 506 nucleotides. RefSeq names its product 40S ribosomal protein eS21. Gene Ontology annotation, biological process: translation; endonucleolytic cleavage in ITS1 to separate SSU-rRNA from 5.8S rRNA and LSU-rRNA from tricistronic rRNA transcript (SSU-rRNA, 5.8S rRNA, LSU-rRNA); endonucleolytic cleavage to generate mature 3'-end of SSU-rRNA from (SSU-rRNA, 5.8S rRNA, LSU-rRNA). NCBI's taxonomy places the organism in Eukaryota, Fungi, Ascomycota, Saccharomycetes, Phaffomycetales, Wickerhamomycetaceae. The coding region runs from base 154 to 417 and encodes 87 amino acids. Gene Ontology annotation, cellular component: ribosome; cytosolic small ribosomal subunit. Gene Ontology annotation, molecular function: structural constituent of ribosome. The record is from RefSeq and is a predicted model, not a curated record. The transcript has 2 exons.